Molecule: messenger RNA, 5271 nt
Organism: Arabidopsis arenosa
Lineage: Eukaryota; Viridiplantae; Streptophyta; Magnoliopsida; Brassicales; Brassicaceae
Source: the annotation of a GenBank genome assembly
AUCGGGGAGGAGAAGUUCCUACCGCCUUCACCACCGUCGCGCAGACGCCACUGAUUCCAGAUCUUCGUCUCCAAUUAGAGAUAUGGGUUCUCAUGGUAAGAGUAAGAGAGGUAGAGGUGGGAGUGAGAAGAAGCGGAGAGAUGAAUCCCAGUCUGGGUCUGAGUCCGAGUCUUACACUUCUGACUCGGAUGGCUCUGAUGAUUUCUCGCCGCCCAGGAGUUCCAGGAGGAAGAAAGGCAGCAGCAGUCGUCGGACUCGACGCCAUAGCUCAAGUGAUGAUUCCAGUGACAGCGAUGGUGGACGGAAGAGUAAGAAGAGAUCUUCAUCUAAGGAUGUCUCAGAGGAAAAACUCAAGGAGUAUAUGUCUAAAAAAGCUCAGAAGAAGGCAUUACGUGCAGCAAAGAAACUGAAGACGCAGUCAGUUUCGGGGUACUCCAAUGAUUCAAACCCAUUUGGGGAUUCGAAUCUUACUGAGACAUUUGUGUGGCGGAAGAAGAUUGAAAAAGAUGUUCACCGUGGAGUACCGCUGGAAGAAUUUUCCGUGAAAGCUGAGAAGAGAAGACACAGGGAAAGGAUGACAGAGGUUGAAAAGGUUAAGAAGAGGAGAGAAGAGAGAGCAGUGGAGAAAGCUCGACAUGAGGAAGAAAUGGCAUUAUUAGCUAGAGAACGUGCUCGAGCUGAGUUCCAUGAUUGGGAGAAGAAAGAGGAAGAGUUCCAUUUCGAUCAAAGCAAGGUGAGGUCAGAGAUUAGAUUACGUGAAGGCCGACUGAAGCCAAUCGACGUCCUUUGCAAGCACUUGGAUGGUUCAGAUGAUCUGGAUAUCGAGCUCAGUGAACCCUACAUGGUUUUCAAGGGACUCACUGUUAAAGAUAUGGAAGAGCUUCGCGAUGAUAUCAAGAUGUAUCUGGAUUUGGAUCGGGCAACUCCAACACGCGUACAAUAUUGGGAGGCGCUUAUUGUGGUAUGCGAUUGGGAGUUAGCUGAAGCUCGUAAAAGGGAUGCCCUUGAUCGAGCUAGAGUUAGAGGGGAGGAACCUCCUGCAGAAUUGCUUGCUCAAGAGAGGGGAUUACACGCUGGUGUUGAAGCUGAUGUGAGAAAACUUCUUGAUGGGAAGACCCACGCGGAGCUUGUAGAACUUCAGUUGGACAUCGAAUCGCAGCUGCGUUCUGGGUCAGCGAAAGUGGUAGAGUAUUGGGAAGCAGUUCUUAAACGCCUCGAAAUAUACAAGGCAAAGGCUUGCUUGAAGGAAAUACACGCUGAGAUGCUGAGGAGUCAUCUACAUCGCCUCGAGCAACUUUCAGAGGGUGAAGAAGAUGUAGAAGUUAAUCAUGGCUUAACACGUGUGGUGGAAGAAAAUGAGGAGGAUAUAAAUGGUAUGAAUCAUUCAGAUGCUGAAGAAGCAUUUUCUCCAGAGCCUAUUGCAGAGGAAGAAGAAGCUGAUGAGGCAGCAGAAGCGGCUGGUUCGUUUUCGCCAGAACUCAUGCACGGUGAUGAUCGUGAAGCAGCAAUCGAUCCUGAGGAAGAUAAGAAGCUACUGGAAAUGAAACGGAUGAUUGUAUUGGAGAAACAGAAGAAACGGCUUAAAGAAGCUAUGGACUCAAAACCAGCACCUGUAGAAGAUAACUUGGAGCUUAAAGCAAUGAAAGCAAUGGGAGCAAUGGAGGAAGGUGAUGCCAUAUUUGGCUCUAAUGCUGAAGUGAACCUCGAUUCUGAGGUAUACUGGUGGCAUGACAAGUACCGGCCAAGAAAACCAAAGUAUUUCAAUCGGGUUCACACGGGUUACGAAUGGAAUAAGUAUAACCAAACACACUAUGACCACGAUAACCCGCCUCCAAAAAUCGUUCAAGGGUACAAGUUUAACAUCUUCUACCCGGAUUUAGUAGACAAGAUUAAGGCUCCCAUUUACACUAUCGAAAAAGAUGGUACAAGCGCUGAAACUUGUAUGAUCCGGUUCCAUGCUGGUCCGCCUUAUGAAGACAUUGCGUUCCGGAUUGUGAAUAAAGAAUGGGAGUAUUCUCAUAAGAAAGGUUUCAAAUGCACGUUUGAGCGUGGGAUUCUGCAUUUGUACUUCAACUUUAAACGACAUAGUUGGUUUCACAAGUUUCAACCACGAGAUAAGCCUCGGAAAAAAGAUAUGUUCUCCGGAAGCACUUACGGCGGUGGCGCGACAGAAACCACCGCCCCAGACGGAGGAAAUGAAACAGAAACGGUGGCCAAACUUCCACCAAUAGGCGGUGACGGAGAAGCACUCUCAAAUACAACAAAACAGAAAGUUGCUGCAGCCAAACAGUACAUUGAGAAUCAUUAUAAAGAACAGAUGAAGAACCUCAACGAGAGGAAAGAGAGACGAACAACGCUUGAGAAGAAGCUAGCGGAUGCAGAUGUAUGUGAAGAAGACCAAAACAAUCUUAUGAAGUUUCUUGAGAAGAAAGAAACAGAGUACAUGAGACUCCAAAGGCAUAAAAUGGGUGCUGAUGAUUUCGAACUCUUAACUAUGAUUGGUAAAGGUGCUUUUGGAGAGGUUCGAGUUGUUAGAGAGAUCAACACAGGUCAUGUUUUUGCUAUGAAGAAACUCAAGAAAUCAGAAAUGCUUCGGCGAGGCCAGGUGGAGCAUGUAAGAGCAGAGAGGAAUCUAUUGGCAGAAGUAGACAGUAACUGUAUAGUGAAGCUUUAUUGUUCUUUUCAAGACAAUGAGUAUCUUUAUCUGAUAAUGGAGUAUUUGCCUGGAGGAGAUAUGAUGACUCUUCUGAUGAGGAAAGACACUUUAAGUGAGUAUGAAGCGAAGUUCUAUAUCGCUGAAGCUGUUCUCGCUAUCGAAUCUAUCCAUAACCGCAACUAUAUCCACAGGGACAUAAAGCCGGAUAACUUGUUGCUUGAUAGAUAUGGACAUUUGAGGUUAUCUGAUUUUGGACUAUGUAAGCCAUUGGAUUGUAGUGUUAUCGACGGAGAAGAUUUCUCGGUAGGGAAUUCGGGUAGCGGAGGAGGUUCAGAGAGCGUAUCAACCACUCCUAAACGCUCGCAGCAAGAACAGUUGGAACAUUGGCAGAAGAAUCGAAGAAUGCUUGCUUACUCAACCGUUGGUACACCAGACUACAUUGCACCUGAAGUCUUGUUAAAGAAAGGAUACGGCAUGGAAUGUGACUGGUGGUCACUAGGAGCUAUAAUGUACGAAAUGCUUGUUGGGUAUCCACCCUUUUACGCCGACGACCCAAUGUCCACUUGUAGAAAGAUAGUGAAUUGGAAAACACAUUUGAAGUUCCCUGAAGAAGCAAGGCUAUCACGAGAGGCAAGAGAUCUUAUUGGUAAGCUCUUGUGUAGCGUUAACCAACGACUAGGCUCUACUGGUGCCUCACAAAUUAAGGCACAUCCUUGGUUUGAAGGUGUAGAAUGGGAAAAUAUUUACCAAAUUGAAGCUGCGUUCAUUCCUGAGGUCAACGACGAUUUGGAUACUCAAAACUUUGAGAAGUUCGAUGAGGAAGAUAAUCAAACUCAAGCACCCUCUAGAACAGGGCCAUGGAGAAAAAUGUUAUCUUCAAAAGACAUAAAUUUUGUCGGCUACACAUACAAAAACUUUGAAAUCGUCAACGAUUAUCAAGUCCCCGGUAUAGCCGAACUAAAAAAGAAAGAGUCAAAAUCAAAGAGACCAUCGGUUAAGUCACUAUUCGAGAGCGAAUCGGAGUCCUCGUCUUCUUCUGGUUCGGAGCAGCAGACCAUUAACCGGAGCUUUUCGAAUCCGACGCCUCGUGGAAUGGAACCCAACCUCAGACCUUUGGAGAUUGUUGGAGAAAAUAUGGAUCUUGUGAUUGCUGGAAAAUUUAAACUUGGGAGGAAAAUUGGUAGUGGAUCGUUUGGAGAGCUUUAUCUAGGUGUAAAUGUGCAAACCGGAGAAGAAGUUGCUGUCAAGCUGGAAUCUGUGAAAACUAAGCAUCCCCAACUCCACUAUGAGUCGAAAUUGUAUAUGCUGCUUCAAGGAGGAACUGGUGUUCCUAACCUCAAGUGGUAUGGAGUUGAAGGGGAUUACAAUGUUAUGGUUAUUGACCUUCUAGGUCCUAGUCUUGAAGACUUGUUUAACUACUGUAACAGAAAACUCUCUUUGAAAACCGUUCUCAUGCUUGCAGAUCAGCUGAUUAACAGAGUCGAGUUUAUGCAUACUAGAGGUUUUCUUCACCGUGAUAUUAAACCUGACAACUUCUUAAUGGGCCUUGGUCGCAAAGCAAAUCAGGUUUAUAUCAUUGAUUUUGGACUGGGGAAGAAAUACAGAGACCUUCAGACUCACAGGCACAUUCCGUACAGAGAAAACAAAAACCUCACUGGAACAGCUCGGUAUGCAAGUGUGAACACUCACCUUGGAGUCGAACAAAGUCGAAGAGAUGAUUUGGAAGCACUUGGUUAUGUGCUUAUGUAUUUCCUCAAAGGGAGCUUACCCUGGCAGGGAUUAAAAGCUGGGACAAAGAAGCAGAAGUAUGACAGAAUUAGUGAGAAAAAAGUAGCAACUCCUAUAGAGGUAUUGUGUAAAAAUCAACCGUCUGAGUUUGUUUCGUACUUUCGUUACUGCCGGUCUCUACGGUUUGAUGACAAACCUGAUUACUCUUACCUUAAGAGGCUAUUCCGGGACUUGUUUAUUCGAGAAGGUUAUCAGUUUGAUUAUGUAUUUGACUGGACAGUUCUGAAGUAUCCUCAGAUUGGUUCCAGCUCUGGUUCUAGUUCACGGACACGGAAUCAUAUAACUACGAAACCAGGGCCAAGUGCAGGACCUUCUCUCGAAAAAACGGAGAGGAUUGCUGGAAAGGAGACUCGCGAGAACCGGUUCUCGGGUGCAGUUGAGGCUUUCUCAAGAAGGCAUCCGACAACUUCUACUCCGCGUGAUCACUCUGCAUCAAGAAACUCCGAUGAUGGGCCUUUGUCUAAGCAUCCGCCUGGUGACUCAGAAAGACCACGCAGUUCCUCAAGAUACGGAAGCUCUUCGAGGAGAGCAAUUGCGUCAAGCUCUCGACCAAGUUCCGCUGGUGGACCAAGCGAUAGUCGAUCAUCUAGCCGUCUGGUGACUUCAACUGGAGGGGUCGGAACUAUAAGCAACCGUGCAUCAACAAGCCAGAGAAUUCAAUCAGGAAACGAAUCCAAGACUUCUUCUUUUCCGCGUGCAGCUAGAAACACUAGAGAAGAUCCAUUAAGGAGGAGCUUAGAGCUUCUCUCUCUCCGAAAAUGAAACCUGAGAAACAAGAAAGUCACUAUACGUACAAACCAAACGAACAAUAGACAGAUAAUCCUAAG